Messenger RNA from Candidula unifasciata, 1481 nucleotides. The record is from the annotation of a GenBank genome assembly. NCBI's taxonomy places the organism in Eukaryota, Metazoa, Mollusca, Gastropoda, Stylommatophora, Geomitridae.
CUCCCAAAAUGUCCAUGACUGGCGCCACACUGAAGGUAGCAGCCGGUGUUAAAGCAUACAUGCAGUGCAAGGCCACCGGUGACCCGGCGCCCACGAUCACAUGGGACAAAGAUGGCACACCAGUCCAUCUGCUGUCCUCGCGAUACUCGGUCAACAAAGACAACUGGGCUCUAAGAGUGUUCACCCCACAAAUUGACGACGUGGGUAACUACACCUGCACCGCCACAAACCGGCUUGGAGUGGACAAGACCACCUAUACUUUGCUGGUCAUGGUUCAGCCAGAAUCCCAGAUCGUCAGUCCAUCCAAUCUAACAGUCAUGGAGCUGACCAAUCAGCAGCUAGUCUGUCGGUCACGAGGUGUGCCUCGGCCCUUCUUUGAAUGGUUGAUCAAGAAUAAUCCACCGAUCCGGGCUGAUACCACAACACAAGGCAAUGUGAGUCUUAAACGGCUUUACUCCAUUGAACGAGAAGUCGACGAGCACGUCUACGAGAGUGUGCUGUACUUUCAGCCGGUCAACUACAAGGACUUUGGCAAUUUUGCCUGUGUUGCCUACAAUGACAUAGGACACAGCAGAGUCAGAGCCAGUUUGGAUGUUCUUUUUUCGCCGAAAGUACUGUCCGACCAUUCAUCCCUACAACCCGUAGUAUGGUGGGAGGGACACCCCACCAACUUAUCCUGUGUCGUAGCUGGUAAUGAUGUCCCGGAGAUCACGUGGUUCAGGAACAGGAAACGGUUUACCUGCAACAAACUGGAGGAGUGGGAAGAGGCUUCUCAGAUUACGUCAUCGUGUAUAGUAAGUCACCCGCUUAUACUCGAUGGCGGCCCGGGGGUCUACAGCUGUCGGGCUAAAAAUAGAUACGGGAAAACGCCGGUCCACGAAUUCCAUGUCCGUGAGAAUUUCCCUCCUGCCGCUGUGGAGUUCUCAACAGUCAGUGUCAAGCCGGACGAGGUCGUGCUGGCCGUGAAGAUCCCCAAAAAAAGAGACACACCACCAGCGACCUACGUCCUAGCUUCAUACAAGCUUGCAGGCGACGUGGGCGGGGUUCCCAACCCAGAAUAUGAGCGUAUGGGAGAUGUGGAUAAACAAGGGGAGGGAACUGUAAAGCUUGUCGGCGUGAGAGAGAACAGUGAGUACGUCGUGAAAGUCAGGGCCCGCAACUCUGUCGGCUUCGGACCAGAAACAGUUAGCGUGAUAAACACAGCUUUGCCACCUGCUGCGACCGAGACCACGCCCUGGAUGUCCACUAUUUCCACAGUUAUGCCCAUUUAUGACAACAGUUAUGACGAGGAUGUGAACCAACUGACGAAUCGCAGAGAUGAUGUUCGUCAGCUGGAAUUUGAAGAGAGUCCAGAGGCUCUUGGUGUGCGGAGCUCCGCUUACUGUCUGAGAAUUUACGGCGGAUGUUGGUUUUGUCCAACCAAUUUCAUGUUUUUUAUCUCCUGGAUUUUGCUUGUCCUACGGUGUCAUUGUGUUUCGUAA